This is a messenger RNA of Closterium sp. Yama58-4, 436 nucleotides long. NCBI's taxonomy places the organism in Eukaryota, Viridiplantae, Streptophyta, Zygnematophyceae, Desmidiales, Closteriaceae. The record is from the annotation of a GenBank genome assembly.
AGCACACGCCAGUCAACGCCUCGUUGACGCCCUUGACUCUGUGCCAGGCGGUAAGGCUCUAGUGCUGGAUGCGUGUAUCAGCGGCCCCCUCGCCUUCAUCGCUCCCAUCUCUCUCCUCAAGGAACACGGAGUGGAGAAUCUGUUCCACAUCAGCGCCGAACCCAUCCAAUCACAGUGCUCCACCGUCCUCUACCUGUUGCGCCCCAAUCCGCUUCUUAUUCGCUGGAUCACACACCAGGUGCGAGCAGAUGAGGACGAGGGCAUCACCCGCAGCUAUUCACUCCGCUUCAUUCCCAGAUGUGAUGCGAUAUGCAACAGGAUUCUGGAGCAGGAGGGGCUGGUGGGAGACCCGCGGGUGGCAGUGGGAGAGUAUCCCCUCGAGAUGAUCCCCAUGGACCAUGACCUCCUCGCACUCGACAUCCAUACCCUUUAUAAG